UAUACGGCGAUGACGUGAAUUCACAAUGACGGCGCAUGCUUGAUAUCGACUUGUAGCGCAGCAACAGCUUCGUAAAACGCAGUCAUAGCCGCAGCAGCAACAGCAACGUAGAAUUUUACGUUGAAUGGAAAAGGAUAUGGAAACAGUUUUAGUGAUGUUUGGAAUAUCUAUCUUUCGGGUGGAUCUCUUAAAUCAUCUGCUCGAAUCUUGAGAGGAGAAUAUAACGUUAAGCUCGAUAUAUGUAUAAUUUCAUUGAAAUCCGUUUAGCCGUUUAAAUGCAAUCGUGUUGACAAACAUAAACGGAUAACGAGUGAACACGUUCUUCGCAGACUGUGUGUAGUAAAUACGGCAAGCAAAGGGAAUGGGGUUUCACAUGGAGAUUCUCGUGGCGAUACUAGGUUGAAAGGGUUUAACACUCGAGCGAGCUUAUUAGCCAGUCGGAGCGUUAGUUUGAAAUUUAAAGAAUAUGUGUUUGAAAAUAUUGCGAGUAGUAAUUAGGUAAUUAUUGGUCGUACCGUGGAAAAUGCAAUGGAACCGAACGUGAGCAGCUAUUAAAAUAACUUGACGCUACAUUAUGUGAAUUGAUAUACUAUAAAAUAGAGAUAUUAAUAGAAAAACCGAGACAUGGAUCGAUAAUAAAACCUCGCGCAAAAUAUUUUCAACUUUCCACCUACUUAGUUUAAAUCGGUAGGUGAUUGGAACAAUGCAAGCUUGCUAGCGUAAAUAAACAUAGACUAAACUCAUCUAGUCUAUAACGCAAAACCAUUACCACCAAAUAAUGUAACAUGUCAACGACUAUAGACGUGUUUAAUCGUCCCGAAAGUUUGACAAAGAUAAAGUAAAGUAUAAACUUGUACUAAUAAUACAAAUAACGGAUGAGAAAUUGAGUAAGAAUAAAAUAAUAAAAGUGGUAGGUACAGGACGAGAAAUAGAAGGGUUCGAUUUAUGAAAUUGAGUAAAACUUGAUCGGUAUUAUCGCGUACGUUGGUGAUUUUUCGCAGUACACCUAUAUCGAUUCGGAAGUGAAACAUCGUUUCCCGUAGAAGCUGGAGAUAAUCGGCAAGGAGAAAAUGUCCCGGACGAUGGCCAGGAAAGGGGGUUGGAACGUCGAGGAGGGUGAAUUCGUUGAACAAGUAAACGCGACGAUGUCGACGUAGCCAAAUUUCCGGUCAUCGAAUCGUGUCAGCUCAGGUAAAUAGCAGGAUGCUAAUUUUUGUUUGUUUUUGGUCGUGUUAUGCAGAACUGCAGAAUGAAUAAAUAGCAUAAAUACACGUAGUAAAAAGCUUGGUCGGUUCGUUCGAAAUAACAACAGACGCGGCGGUUUAUCUGUAAUCCGAACCCUGCUGGCAGUCUGGUUCUGGUUAUAAACAAAAUCGAGGGUCGCCCGAGGGUGAGGAAAACAGAAGUGGAGGGGGAAGGGACACUGCGAGGUGGUGCGAGGCUGCGGCGAGGUGUCCGUGCGGUGAUACUCGUCAGUAGCACGGCGGUCACAGAUCCUUUCGGAACAAAAAGUUUGCUAAUCAUCGUGGCAUCUUCUUUGGUCGGUAUUUCUUCGUCAACGCGACACGAGUUGGAUGGCUCGAAUUCGAAUCGCCUGUUUCGUCGGCGAAUUAAAAUCCACCUGGUAGAUGAGAUAAACGGAGAAGAAACGGGAGAAACGACAAGUCCAAGUGCUUCCGUGGAAUUGUCGAAAAUCAUAGCUUGGCUAAAAAAACUCCACGGACCAUUACGGAUGAAAGUCGACCGUCGAUCUUGAUCUUGAGACUCUUGACUGGUAACUCGCGAGUGAGACUAGGGAACAUUUUUUUCGGCUAGGAUCGAUCGAUCGUUGAGCGGGCUAACUGGAUUGCGUGUCCUGCUGUCCGAUCGAAAAAACAGACGCGAUGUCAACGUUACAAUGCAACGGUCGUUGACACAGUUUGUGAAUUGAGAAUCUUGAGUGGAGGUUUCUGGUACCGCUGCUGCUGCUGCUGCUGCUCCAGUUGAUCCAGUUGAUCCAGUUGAUCCAGUCGGCGUCAGCGUCAGCGUCAGCGUCGACUCGGGAGAUCGAGAAUGAAGUCCGAGGGCAACAACGGAUAUCUCAGGGCGGCCGUUAUCAUCGAGCAGAACCAAGUUUUGCCUGGAUCCGUUCAGGAGGAAGCAUUACCUGCAUCCAAUCCUAUCGAGGUGAGCUACGGUCCCUGUGGAAACACGACGACCACGGUUCUCCACCACUCUGGAAAUAGGCCGAUAGGUGGAAUAACAACAAGGGCCGCGACCACCACGUCGAUCACGCGUAGACGAACAGGGACGACCAACAGACAGCAAUUGCUGGGUGUGCUCGCUGUCACUCUCUUCGCCACUUGUCUUUUCAUUCUUUUGCUGCUGGCGCUGAACACGAGUCGCGAGUGCGUACAAAAGCCACGUCCUAACGUUUGCAUGACGGAGGAAUGUGUCGUAACAGCGGCGAGUCUGUUAUCAGCGAUGGACCAAACCGCUGCACCAUGCGUGGAUUUCUUUCAAUACGCUUGUGGUGCCUGGAACCGACAGCACGUGAUACCAGAGGACAAAAGUUCCAUCAAUACAUUCGAAGUUUUGGCCGACCAGUUGCAAGUGAUUCUGAAACGCGUCCUCGAGGAACCACCGAACGCCGACGACAACGACGCCACGUUGAAGGCGAAGAUGUUCUACAAAUCGUGCAUGGACAUCCGUCGCAUCAGGGAUAUCGGCGAUGCGCCCCUUAAAAAGAGUCUAGAAUCCCUAGGUGGCUGGCCAGCGGUAGUCGGCGAAUCUUGGGAGCCACCAGUUUAUUCGAUCGAAGUCCUUCUAGGUCGUCUACGCGGAGAAUACAACGAGGGAGUGUUAAUGGAACAGUGGAUUGGACCAGACGACAAAAAUUCCUCAGCCAACAUCCUGCAGCUGGAUCAGAUGCAACUGGCGUUGCCAAGCAGAGACUACUACUCGCAAAGCGAAAUCGAAUUGAACGCUUAUCAUCGUUACAUGACGAGCGUCGCUCUGUUACUCGGCGCCAAUCCGAAAACUGCAUCGGACGAGUUGAACCGUGUAAUCACAUUGGAGAAACAAUUGGCUAACGCGUCCAUACCGGAGGCGGAUAGGCACGACACCUCCGCCAUUUACCGGAAGCUGACAUUGCGCCAACUGCAGCGUGAAAUUCCGCAAAUCGAGUGGCGCGUUUACUUGGAGGAAUUCAUCAGAGUUCCUAUAACGGAAGAGGAGCCGAUCGUGGUCUACGGUAUGCAAUACUUGCUGGAAAUGGGCCGCAUCGUACAGACGACGGAUCGCAGAACUCUACACAAUUACAUACUUUGGCGUCUGGUAAUGUCUAUAAUGCCUCAUAUGAUAGACGAGUACCAGCAAAAGAGGGUCGAAUUUCGAAAGAUUCUCCAAGGAAUAUCGAGCGAGAGAAACAGAUGGGGCCAAUGCGUCGAAUGGACGAACAAAAAGCUAGGCAUGGCUGCGGGUGCUCUCUUUAUACGAGACAAUUUCAAUCACGAUAGCAAGGAGACGGCACUCGAGAUGAUCCAUACGAUACGCGAGGCGUUCAACGAAUUACUGGCAGAGAAUCAUUGGAUGGACGAUGAAACGAGAGCAGUGGCAAAAAAGAAAGCUGACUCCAUGAACGAGAGAAUCGGGUAUCCAGAAUUUCUGAAAGAUCCAGUCGAAUUAUCAAAAGAAUACGCGACGCUGAACAUUACCGAAAACCAUUUUCUCGAGAACGUGCUGGCGCUAUCCAAGUACGACGCUUAUCGCAAUAUAGAAAUAUUACGAAAGCCGGUUGAUAGAAAUAAGUGGUCCACGGAACCAGCUGUUGUGAACGCCUUCUACAAUCCUAACAAAAAUGACAUCGUCUUCCCAGCAGGAAUCCUGCAGCCGCUCUUCUAUUCCCAACACUUUCCCAAAUCACUGAAUUACGGCGGGAUCGGUGUAGUGAUUGGCCACGAGAUCACUCAUGGUUUCGAUGAGAAGGGCCGUCAGUUCGAUAAAGACGGAAACAUGAUGCAAUGGUGGAACAACGCAACUAUCACAGCUUUUCGGAGAAGAGCUCAGUGCAUCGUGGAUCAGUAUUCCAGGUACAAGCUACAGGAAGUCGGUUUGUACAUCAACGGAAGGAUGACUCAGGGGGAGAACAUCGCGGACAACGGAGGACUCAAGCAAUCUUUCCGAGCAUACAAGAAAUGGGUAUCGGUUCACGGGGACGAACCUCUACUUCCUGGCGUGAACCUAACUCACGAACAGCUAUUCUUUUUAAACUACGCGCAGAUCUGGUGCGGCACCAUGAGACGGGAAGAUGCUCUAACGAAAAUUCGCAGUAGCGUUCAUUCACCGGGUCUUAUAAGAGUUUGGGGCCCGCUCUCCAACAGCUACGACUUUGCCAAGGCCUACGAUUGUCCUUUAGGCUCGCCGAUGAAUCCGAUGCACAAGUGCAGCGUUUGGUAACGUUAGCAUAGUUCCAGAGAAUCAAGCAUUUAACUCCAAGUACAAAAUAUCUUGAUGGGAUUUCUAUCGUCGUGGAAGAAUUUGUUCAGCCGAAAUCAACUGUUGGCCAAAAUGGGACCACAGGAUACUAGCUUUAUUUUAUUUUUAAACCUGAAUCUUUGAAUUACUCGUACGAAACGCGUACCCAGCGAAAAGUAAACAAAUACAACUUUAACCCAGACUUAACUCAAAAAGAAAUAAAAAAACAAAACUCAGAGGACAAAAAACGACUGAAUGUAUAAAAUGCGUCUGAAUUUAUGAACGUAUACACAUAUAUAUGUUAUAAAUAUUAAAAUAAAAA
Molecule: messenger RNA, 4777 nt
Organism: Hylaeus volcanicus
Lineage: Eukaryota; Metazoa; Arthropoda; Insecta; Hymenoptera; Colletidae
Product: neprilysin-1-like
Exons: 15
Coding region: 2053-4437 (794 amino acids)
Biological process (GO): protein processing
Cellular component (GO): plasma membrane
Molecular function (GO): metalloendopeptidase activity
Source: RefSeq, a predicted model, not a curated record